This is a messenger RNA of Aspergillus eucalypticola CBS 122712, 1062 nucleotides long. RefSeq lists its product as uncharacterized. The coding region runs from base 1 to 1062 and encodes 353 amino acids. The record is from RefSeq and is a predicted model, not a curated record. NCBI's taxonomy places the organism in Eukaryota, Fungi, Ascomycota, Eurotiomycetes, Eurotiales, Aspergillaceae. The transcript has a single exon.
AUGAACAACCCACGCCGACAACCAAACCCCAACGCUCCCCACCCAUCCACUUUCCUCUGGGCCCACGAGCUACGACGCGAAAACAUCCAACUCGUGAACCAACUCAACCGCAUCAGAGCCGACUCCGCUGUUGCCGAUGAUACCAUAGCGAAUCUGAACCACAGACUGGAAAGUCUAGAACUGCGAGCACGCGAGGAAAAUUCCAAGCUAGAGAAUAGCCUCAAGGAACUUGAAGCUCGAUUCGACACUAAUCUACGAACUGGUAUUGAGCGGGUUGAGGAGCUUGAGAAUGAGAAUCGUCGCCUACGGGGUAGGAUUGAGGGGUUGGAGAGGCGUGCUCGUGAACAAGAGAGAAUGGAGGAGGGUAUUCGCGUGAGGGUGCUGGAUGAAGUGAAAGAUAUGAUGAUGAUGGAACGGGGAGAGAGUGGUGUGAAGGUGGAGCUGGGAAUUGGAAUGGGGAGAGGGGGUAUUGCCAAGGCUUGUUCUGCUGGGUCUGAUGUUCUUGUUCCGGAUUCAAUGCCUAUGGGUUCGGUUUCUGGUGGUGGUGGUGGUGGUGGUGGUGGGAGGAGGAGUGGGCUGUCGUCGACGCUUUCUGAUACUACGUGGGGGACGCCUUCCUCGGUGGGUGAGAAGAUUGAGGAAGUUGAGACGGAUUUGAUUGGUGUUCUGAAGCAGGGUGGGAGAUCGUUGGCAGAUUAUUUGGCUGCUGCUGAGGGGAUGCGAUGUGGAUUGCAGGCACAGAGGGAUGAGAGUGAGGUUGUCAGAGCGGUUGUGCGAGGUCUUGGUGACUCUGGUAUCCAGGCUUUUAUCGAGGAAGAGAUAAGCCACGUUGGGUGGUCUUGGAGUGCUUUGAGGGCCGUCAUGCUGAAGGUUAUUCGAGACAGGGAAUUGCCUAUACAGGAGCCAGUCAAGGAAAACGAAAUGUCUAAUGAAAAUGUCAAAGUCGAGCCGACAAGUGUUCCGCAAGUCCAGCGCAAAAGGCCGAGAACGAGGAGAUACAUACCCAUUGUACCGGCUGAUGAAGAGGACGAACGCAUUGUUAUGGAAUGGUAUCGCCAUUGA